Messenger RNA from Racocetra persica, 531 nucleotides. The record is from the annotation of a GenBank genome assembly. Lineage: Eukaryota; Fungi; Glomeromycota; Glomeromycetes; Diversisporales; Gigasporaceae.
CCAAGUUUUUACAACUAUUGCACUUUUAUUGAUAGUAUCUGCAAUAAUUAUUAGGCAAGACAAGCCAGCUAUAAUCUUUACUCCUACAACUAUUGAAAUUAUCGAAUAUCCAAGAAAUAAAAAUGAAACAAUAUUAACUCAAGAAGAAAGCGAAGCUGCCAAGAUCCACAUUUAUGGUAUUCUUCAACGUGAACUUUCAACAGCACAAAACUCAUAUUCUUCAAUUGAAGACAGAAAUAAGUUAAGAAAAGGAGCAAAGGAUUCAUUUGAUAAGGAAACUAUAGAAAACAUAAAAUUUGUUAAAAAAGCAAAAAACUAUAUGAAUUAUGAAGAUGAAGAGGAUGAGAAUGAUGAAGGAAGUAAAAAUUAUGAAAGUAAAAAUUAUGAAAGUGAAGAUAAUAAAAGUAAAGAUGAUGAAGAAAGUAAAUGUUAUAAAAAUAAAAAUAACGAAGAUGAAGAUAAAAAAAAUGAAUUUGAUGAAUUAGAGAAUUUAACUAGCAGAAGUGGUUUGAAUGAUUAUAAUAUCCCAAC